GUGCGCGCGGGAACUCGGCCCACAGGGGCUCGCGGCGCGGCCGGGACCCUGUAGUAGGACAAAGGGCCCCGGGUGCCCGCUUUCUGGGGAGGGCCCUGCAGCGGGAUCCCCGCGCGGGGCUGCCCUUGCGCCCUGGGUCUCCCCGGGGGCCGUUCGGAGAACUGGAGCGCACCCUCCAGCCCCGGCGAGUUCCUCCGACUGGCUGGGGGCCUUCCCUGGAACCCCGACGGCUCUUUUGGAAGACCACUCUGUAUCCCCAGCACACACAGCACUCUGGGGCCUGGGCCGUCCGACGUCACAAAACUUCCUGUAGGACAUCUCGCCUAGGGUACCUCGUGCGCUCUCCCAGACAGCAGCUCCAGGGACACGGGCGCGGGGUCCCGCAGGCCAGCCUCCCAGUGUGCCCAGCGGCAGGGUCCUUGGCGGGGAAUGUACAGAUUUCUCCAUUGGCUGCAGGAGCAGCUGGGCUCCGGGGGACAGGUGUUCGUGGCUUUGUGGGGAUGAAGACGGCGGAGUUGGGGACAGAUCCUAACAUGUCCUGACACCGCCUGUGCUCUUCGUCUUGUGCCUCUGAAAUGGAGAUGGAGUCUCCCAAUGUUACCCAGGCUGGUCUCAAAUCCUGGCCUCAAGAAAUCCUGCCUCAGCCUCCCAAAGUGCUGCGAUUACAGGUUUCUGGAAUUUUCCUGAAGCAUUGUAUGCUGAUACAGAUUCUGAGCUGGUGCUUUGACUGUCACAAGCCAGAGGGUCCUAGAAGAAGUGGAAUCAUAACUGAGGAAAACUUAGGAAACCCCAUCCGUUCUGACUUUCAAAGGUUCUGGACGUGGCAUGACGAGCGCUUCCUCUACAUGCUCAUGGAGUACGUGCCGGGCGGCAAGCUCUUCAGCUACCUGCGCAACCGGGGGCGCUUCUCCAGCACCACGGGGCUCUUCUACUCUGCAGAGAUCAUCUGUGCCAUCGAGUACCUGCACUCCAAAGAGAUCAUCUACAGGGAUUUGAAGCCGGAGAAUAUCCUGCUGGAUAGGGAUGGCCACAUCAAGCUCACGGACUUUGGGUUUGCCAAGAAGCUGGUAGACAGGACUUGGACCCUCUGUGGAACACCCGAGUACCUAGCCCCCGAAGUCAUUCAGAGCAAGGGCCACGGAAGGGCUGUGGACUGGUGGGCCCUCGGCAUCCUGAUAUUCGAGAUGCUUUCGGGGAACAAACUAAGACAAUACAACAUAGCACAAAGGGUGCAGAAGAUUUUAGAGAAGGUGGACUCUGUCUGCAAUGGAGCCUCUUCCACGGGGAGCAUAAGGUUUCCUCCAUUUUUUGAUGACAACCCGUUUGGCAUUUAUCAGAAAAUUCUUGCAGGCAAACUAGAUUUCCCCAGACAUUUGGAUUUCCAUGUAAAAGACCUCAUUAAGAAACUGCUCGUGGUUGACAGAACAAGGCGAUUAGGAAACAUGAAGAACGGGGCGAAUGAUGUGAAACGCCAUCGGUGGUUCCGCUCCAUGGACUGGGAAGCUGUUCCGCAGAGAAAACUGAAGCCUCCCAUCGUGCCCAAGAUAGCUGGCGACGGCGACACUUCCAACUUCGAAACUUACCCUGAGAAUGACUGGGACACAGCCGCGCCCGUGCCGCAGAGGGAUUUAGAAAUCUUCAAGAAUUUAGAAAUCUUCAAGAAUUUCUGAGGACAGGGGCUCACAUCUGGAAGAAACAGGAAGAUUGGAAUCUGCCUGGAACAAAGAACUGCACCGAAGCAGACCAGAAGCAAAAUGUCUUCUUCACGGCCUGAGGACAUUUCCAGUUUUCUCUGUACCUGUGUGUAUAGAAAUAGAUCAGAGCACAGUUGAAAUUCAUGGAACUGGCAUUAUUUAAGCAACCAGAAUUCCACACUGUAGGAAGGUUUUGAAAAUUGUUUGGUUGUAGAUUUUAUCUUAUCUUUUGGUGUUGUCUUGGUUUUUCUCAUAGACUUUAUAAGUUUGAACUGGACUUAUUUGAUUAUAACCACAAAUUGUGUGUGUGUGUGUGUAUAGAAGUCAUUAUGGCAGAUGCACAAAAAUUGCGCAGUGAUGUAAUAUACAUACUUCACAGAGCCUAUUAUUUUUAUUUUUCAAUUCAGUUUCUCAAAUUAUCUUCCCUUCUCUUGGGGACAACAUCUGAAGGGUAUGUUGCAUGCAUUUUUAAAAAAAUCAUCUCAUAUGCAUUGUAUAGUUUGGGGGAAGAAGAUAUCUGGGGGCUGGGGGUGUCUACAUUCAGUAUCUUUAGUGCUUCCUACCUAGUAACUUGAGACUUUAAAAGAAGAAACAUGGAGAAGAUGUGGGAGCGAAUUUACUGCAGGAAUCCACAAUGACUUUGAAGUUGUUGGAGCAGCGCACUGUAUUCAGAAAACCUGUGUCACAUUCAAAAAUUUCAUCUAGGCUAGGUGCAGUGGCUUGUUCCUGUAGUUCCAGCACUCUGGGAACCUGGGUUGGGAGGAUUGCUUAAGGCCAGGAGUUUGAGAUCAGCCUGGGCAACAUAGUGAAACCCUGUCUCUAUGGAAUUUACACAAAUUAUAAAAAUUAGUCGGGUGUCAUUGUGCAUACCUGUAGUCCCAGCUAUUCAGGAGCUGUGGUAGGAGGAUGGCUUGAGCUCAAGACGUUGAGGCUGCAGUGAGCCCUGAUUGUGCCAGUGCCCUCCAGCCUGGACGACAGAGCAAGACCCUGUAUUAAAAAAAAAAAUUCAUCCUGCACAGGGAAAUGGCUACCUAUUAAAGUCACAGUUGAAAUUUUUUGAAAAAAUACACCUCCCACAGUUCACAAAUAAGGUUCAGCUCAUCUAUAAAGCUGACCUUCAUGCAGAGAUUUUAUUUCACCUUUAGUUUUGGGAAAAGCGAGAAACAGAUGAUCUAUAGGAUGUGAGUGGGUGGCAGAGUCAAAAGGAACCUCACCUGUUCCUAAUUUCUCCUUUUAAAUAUUCAUGUUGAGUGUGCCUAAUACUCUCCUCAACAAGUCAUGCUGUUUUAUGCAGAAUAAUCCAGGCGUGAGAGUGUUCUCUUGGGAAAUGACUGGGGAGACACCCGAAAGGAGCAACCUCCAGAUGUUCUUCCCUGGGUGUUGAUGUCAUGACAGCCAUACAGUGACUUUGUUCUGAAACAUCUCUUGCUAAAUGUGGGUCAUGCUAGACACAGCAUAAACUGAGGGUGUCGGUUCUGGCUUUGUACAUAACUCAUUUUCUUCCUUGCUUUUUCUCUGGACCAUCCUGGCUUGAAACUUGGCUAUAGACAUCUGAACAGGGUGCACCUUUUCUCUUUACUGUGACUCACCUCAAAUAUGGCAUUGCUCAAAUCUGCUGUGUAUGAGGUCACAGGGCCUAGCUGUGGCAGGGGUGAGUGUAUUGAAGAAGUAGGUUUUGGAGCCUUCCAGGAAUGCCUCGUUGACAACAGGGGUACACUCACACAGACCUCCAAGACUUUCUUCUCCACCUCUUCUUUUUCUCAUGCCCUGCCUUCAUCUGUCUCCUUCUGCACCCAGAGUAGGGGUGGAGUGUACCCUUGCCAUGUGUUAGUGAAAAUGUGUGCAGUGAGAAGCCAGUUGGGUCCCCCUGGCUCCUAAUCUCUUCUCAAAACUCAGUAGCUCAGGUUCUCUGGAGCCAUCCGGUGCAUUCCUUGCUAUUGGAGCUGUUUUUCCAAUCUGGGAAGAGAUUUCUCCCUCUAGCACUUGCUACCUCUCUUCUGCACACACAUCACACAUCAGUACUGUGGAGAGUUUCUCUUAGGAAAAGCCAUACAUUUUUUAAAAUGUGGCAAAAUGUCAAGGGAAAUGUAAUCAGAUUUGGCCAGAGUUCGCCUACAGAUAAGAAGGCACUGGGCCAGGCUCACACCUGUAAUCCUAAGUAACACUUUGGGAGGCUGAGGCGAGAGGAUUGCUUGAGCCCAGGAGUUCAAGACCAGUCUGGGAAACACCUCAUCUCUACAAAAUACGAAAAAGUUAACUGGGCAUGGUGGAGCAUGCCUGUAGUCUCAGCUACUCAGGAGGCUGAGAUGAGAGGAUCACUUGAGCCUGAGGAGGUCCAGGCCACAGUGAUCUGAGAUCACACCAUUGCCCUCCAGCCUGGGUGACAGAGUGAGACCCUGUUCCAAAAAAAAAAAAAAAAAAAAAAACCCAAGAAACCUCAAUGGCUUUUUGCUUUUGAAGGUGGUAUGAAGAGAACAUCCACUUUAAGGCUUUAAAAGACAGUGAAGCUGGUUGUAGUGGCUCACUCUUAUAAUCCUAGGAUUUGGGGAAGCUGAAGCAGAAAGAUUGCUUGAGCCUGGGAGUUCGAGACUGGCCUGGGCAGCAUAGCGAGACCCCAUCUCUAUAAAAAAAAAGAUGUUAAAACACAGUGAAAUUGCAGAAAUGGAACAUAGCCACCCUUUUUCAUCAGUGACCUUUUCUUCAUGUGGAGGUCAACUCAGUAGGUGAGAAUAAUUAGUAGGUUCAGCAGAAUAAACUCUUUACAAUUAAUAACUCAGUGGAAAAUGAUGUUCAGAUGGUGAAAUGUGGAAAUGUUUUAGACAACUGUAUUUUCAGCCUGUGCUUCUCACUCACCAUCCUGUUGGGAUUAACAGUUGAGCGCCAUCGCUGUCUAAACAUUUAGCGUGCAGUUUCCCAUCAGUUUUACCGUGAAUGUGGAAAGGUGAAACUGGUGCUGACUUCGGCAGCAGGUAUACUAAAAUUGGAAUGACACAGAGGAGAUUAGCAUGGCCCCCUGCGCGAGGAAGAUCCGCAGAUUCAUGCAGCAUUCCAUAUGUUUUAAAGAAAAGGUUACACUGUGCACCGACAUGUGGAACUAGAAGGAAAAGCAUGAAGUCUCAUGUUUGCUGACUAUAAAAAUAAAUCAUAGUAAUAAUAUUAUUGAACAUUCUACUUUAAAAAUUAUUAAUAAAACCAUAAAUGAAACACUUGAGCACACUUUAAAAAGUACAUAGACCCAUGAGUCCAUAUGUGUAAUUUUAUGUUGUCUGUUUUAUUAUCCAGGAUUUCAUUCUGAGAUUAGAAUUAGCAUCAGGAAAGCCUGAAAUGCCUUAAUUGUGAACUGAUAUGCAGGAAAAUGAAAUAUGUAAGCACAUUGGUGACCUUGUUCUUUAUGGACAUUGUAAUUAGCCUCCAGCCAUACAGAACAAAUGAGAAAUUAGAAGCGAUUCCAAGAACGUGUGAUGGUGUGAAACCCACUUUCGACUGUCACACACAUUUCAGCAUUUGAAGACACACAGGCUACCUGGUAACUGCCCAUGGCAGGGUCAUAGUUUAAAUGGCCCAAUGUCAUGUAGAGGUUAAUUUAAUCAAAAUGAGCUAAAACAUGGAACAAUCACUGAAUAAUUUAAAAAGAGUUUACCUGGCAGAGUGUGUCAUGCCUGCAAUCCCAGCACUUUGGGAGGCCAAGGCAGGCAGAUCACCUGAGGUCAGGAGUUUGAGACCAGCCUGGCCAACAUGAUGAAACCCUCGUCUCUAUUAAAAACACAAAAAUUAGCCAGAUGUGGUGGCACACGCCUGUAAUCCCAGUUAGUCGGGAGGCUGAGGCAGGAGAAUAUGGAACUCAGGAGGCGGAGGCUGCAGUCAACCAAGAUUGCGCCACUGCACUCCAGCCAGGGCGAAGGAGUGAGACUCCAUCUCAAAAAAUAAAAAUAAAAAAAUAAAAGUAGUUGACCCAGGUGGGCAUUCCAAAAUGUUCGCAUAGAUGAUCGUGAAACAAUCACUGUGCAAAAUGUGGAGGAAAAUUCUUAAUGAUAAUCAUAAAAUUUGUAACAGAAAAACAUUACAAAUUUACUUUGCUCCAUGUAAUUUUAUGAAUUGGCAGUAUUUUCUUAAAUUGGGAUACAGUAAAAGAAUAUCUUUAGGAAAUGGAAAUGUUAAAACAAGAAGUAACAAGAGGUUGUUUUUCUGAAGGGAAAUGCCACCGGCCUGCUUUCAUAGGCAUUGAUAAAGCCAGGAAGGAAAUAAAGUCACAACCGAAUAGUAUACACUGUCACUACUGAAUUCUUCUAAUUCCUUCGCAACAGAAGUCUAAAUCCUGCUUAGCCUAAACAUAUCUAUAGCCAGCGAUGGGCAAAUUAUAUUUGCUGUUAGCAUGAUGGAAUAAGAAACAGAAACCCCCGAGCAGUGGGGUAAGAUUGCACGCUUCAUCCCCUCAAAAUGCUGUUCAGCCCCACUCGCUCUCCAUGCCCAUCAAACAACUGCACAAUCACUUGUUACUGAAUUUCUCAUUCAGCGUUUUGUUUCUUUCUGUCCAUACUUAAAGACCAAAUCAUUUGUUUGCUUUGAAGAAAAAGCAAAAACAAGAACAAAAACAUCAAAUCAUUUGAAAUCACUAUCCAUUAAAAAAAAUCACCAGUGGAACUAAAGAGUUGAGUGGCUUGGGACGUGUUCGCCAUUUCUGUGUUUGACCUACAUGGCCUCUAGUUCUUUGGACCAUUGUAACUGUGAAACUACGGCUUAAUACUGUUAAAGACCCCAAGGCUCCACUCUGUAGCCAGCUGCACCUCAGGCUGCACAAAUACCCCACCAGAAUGUCACAGUCAUUCAUUGCUCCAGCUACUGAGUGAACAGGGUGCAAGACAGCACUGGCUUGGGUUUUAUUUUUGCAGCCAGUUAACUUUGCAUCAGGUCUACACAGUCCUUGCAGCCUUUGAUUUCUCCAGUUGUAGAGAUUUGAAAUGGGGUGCCUGGGUUCCUCUCAUGUUUCCUUCAAUCUACCUAGCAUGCAUUUUACACACAUUGGAGGAGUCGUAUGCACUGUUUUUCUGUUGCUGAUGGAGGCAAGCAGGCCUUCUAAUUAGUCUAACUGAAACGGAUGGGAUUCACUUAACAAAAGCAAGAAGAAAAGCACACGAACAGGUGUCAAUGCGUUUGGAUAGUUUCUUUGCAGGGUGUGUGUGUGUGUGUGUGUGUGUGUGUGUGUCUUGGUGAAGGUGAGGGGCUGUAUUUUCACCAAGCCUUUUCAUAAUCAAGUUUGCUUUGCAAACCUUAUGGCCUUGCACCCCGCAGAACAGUCCUUCCUAAUAGCAGGGAUACUCUGUCAUGGUUUUCUGUAAAUUAUCGUGUGUUGGGAAGUUCUGUUCAGGCUUAGUUUGAUCUUCCAUGGUGGAGACUUCUAUUCUGUAUGUAAAAGGCAUUACAAUUGUGUUUUAGCAGAUGAGAUUUGAAGCCUUUCCACAGUCCUUGUGCUCUGAGAUGGCUGUUGAGCUCUGCUCAACUGUCGUAGCUGAAUUCUUUCUUUGCGCUGAACACUGGGCAGCCUCACCAUGUUGCCAACGUGCUUCUGGGGCCCCUGUGACUGCCGCCGGAUGCCGCACACACAGGCAGAGUGCCUUGGCAGGUUUGUGCACCCCUUGGAGAGCCAGAACUGGGAACCCCGCGGAGUGACCCCACCUUCUCAUGGGGGGUCAGGGAGGGGAGUGCCUAUUUUUAAUGUUGUUUGUUGCACAAUUGAAAUCACUGUGAUUUGUACAUAUGCCCUAGGAAAAUUUUACCGCUGUCUAAUUUAUGUAAUAAUACCGAUGAUUCUAGGUUUAUUUAAUAAAACUUUGUAUCUUUUCA
Messenger RNA from Gorilla gorilla gorilla (western lowland gorilla), 7535 nucleotides. RefSeq names its product cAMP-dependent protein kinase catalytic subunit PRKX-like. Gene Ontology annotation, molecular function: cAMP-dependent protein kinase activity; ATP binding. The coding region runs from base 576 to 1670 and encodes 364 amino acids. The transcript is spliced from 11 exons. NCBI's taxonomy places the organism in Eukaryota, Metazoa, Chordata, Mammalia, Primates, Hominidae. The record is from RefSeq and is a predicted model, not a curated record. Gene Ontology annotation, cellular component: cAMP-dependent protein kinase complex; cytosol. Gene Ontology annotation, biological process: protein phosphorylation.